Molecule: messenger RNA, 4164 nt
Organism: Epinephelus lanceolatus (giant grouper)
Lineage: Eukaryota; Metazoa; Chordata; Actinopteri; Perciformes; Serranidae
Product: TRPM8 channel-associated factor homolog
Biological process (GO): positive regulation of protein targeting to membrane
Cellular component (GO): plasma membrane
Molecular function (GO): transmembrane transporter binding
Source: RefSeq, a predicted model, not a curated record
UAGUUAAGCUUGUCCAGUGGGGGCUUCAUCAUUCUGACAAUGUGGUUCAAUAGACUUACCAAAACUUAUCUCAGCAGUUGUUAAGUGACUAACUGGAAGCAGAAUUGACCACAGUAGUGAAACUGCCACUGGAUUGAAGUAUAAAAGGAUAUCCACAUUCUGGAGAACAGAGCCUGCUCACCCAGAGGUCCCUGUCCUUAACUUCAGCCAGGAGGUUUUUGUGGAGGACUGCCUGUCUCAGAAGCUGUUGCAUGACAGUGUAAUUAUACAACCAGAGAGACAACUUAACUCCCAGCAAACAUCCAUCUACGACCAAUUGUGCUAACACAAUCUACAUCUGACUCAGCUCAGCUUUCUUUUGCCAUCCACCCUCCUCUUCAUCUGAUCUUCAGAGCCUCAGUCUGUCUCACCAUGUCCGAGCAGCCCACCCAAAAUCAUUGGGAAGGGGCCUACAUCUCCCUGAUGCAAGGCUUGAGAGACCUGGACAUCUGUGGCCCCUGUGUUCCCAGUGUCCUGGUUCUAACUGGAGACCAUGCCUUUCCUUUAGCAAUGAACAGCCAGGGCCAGGUCCUGAUGGCUGCUUCUCUGUAUGGCCGUGGGAGGAUUGUGGUCCUGGGUCAUGAGGGCUACUUGACCGCCUUUCCUGAUCUGGUCGAAAAUGCUCUGACCUGGCUGAGAGGAGAUGGAUCUGAGAACCUGUCUGUUGGAGUCUACAAACACCUUGAGGGAGUUGCACAUAACCUCAGCAUGUCCAUCUUUGAAACCACAGUUGUGGGGGCCUUUAGUGACAAACUGGGGGUUGGUGUGUAUGUGACCGAUGCCUACAGCGUAGAUGCAGAAGCGGAAGACCUGGUAGCAUUUCUUAAAGCUGGAGGAGGAGUGCUGAUUGGGGGGCAGGCAUGGCACUGGGCUUCAACUCAUCCUAAGGAGAACACACUGCUUCAGUUUGCAGGGAAUAAGGUCUCUGGUGUGGCAGGGAUCUACUUCUCUGAGCGUUAUGGUGAGGUAGAAUGCCUGGCGGUCCCUCCUCAGAUCCCAUCUUCCUGCAUGGCUGUAGGGAUUGGCAUGGAUUUUGAGGAUGACCUAGAGUUCUUACUCCAGGGGGUGUCAGAGUUUGACCUCAAGAAUGGGGUAAUAGCCUCAGAGGUCCUAGUCCACGGUCCACUAGCCUUCCCCAUUGGCACCACCAAGGAUGAAAGAGCAUUUUUGGCAGGAAGCUACUAUGGGCAGGGACGAGUCAUUGUGAUCACACAUGAAGGACUUCUGAGUUGGAAGACACUGGCUCCAUUUUGGAACAAUGCCCUUCGCUGGUUGGACAAUGGCCGGAAUGGGGUAGUUGGUGUGAUUCCAGAUCUCGGCCAUGCCUUAAACCUCUACAGCAAGUCAGAGUUUAACUGUGAGAGGACAAACUUCAGGAAAGAUCUGAGUGUAUUUGUGUGUACAGCAUACAAUGAUCGUCAUGCAGAGGAAAUCCAAGAGUUUGUAGCAGAGGGAGGAGGCCUGCUGAUCGGUGGACAUGCCUGGAGCUGGGCACAGACACACCCUGGACGAAACACAAUGACAGAUUUCGAAGGAAACAAGAUCCUGAACAAAAUGGGCUUGAGCGUGCUGGGGAGGAUGAUCGGGGAAGGUUCCUACAAGGCACCUGAACCUAGCCAGGCUGUCAAAGACACCUACCACUUUCGUCACCUUCUACACCGCUUUGCUGAUCAUGUGACCCAGGGGAAGGAACUUACAGAGCAGGAGGAGAAAUGCCUUAAAAGACUUGGUGGGGACUGUGGCAGGUACUUGCACAUGAAGGCUCAUGACUGCUCCUCCUAUACACAAGUCGUGUCCUCCCUCACUGAGAUCUUAAAGACGACGGGCAUGCCACAGGUGUGUGAGAAAUGCCCUGUGGAGAGUCCCAAAGACCACCUGCUCCUCAGUGUAGGGGCGGGGGUAUAUAAGGUUUCCCCAGAUCCCGAUGCCCUCCUGCCCUACCUCAUCAAGGAUAAUCCCUUGAUGCCAGUUGUCUACAACUACAGACUCAAGAUUGAUAUUGAGACAGCAGGAGGGGAAGUGUGGAUCAGCACAGGUCUCUACCUCUCGCCUGGUAUGAGGACCUACAUGGCUAUGCCUGAAGAGAUCGUCAACAAGGGGUGGAUGGUCCAGAUAGGCUGUCAAACAGACCACCUGAAUGCUGGAAUCUUGAAGAGAGCACCACGUGUUCAUGAUCGAUUUUCUGUAACCUCAGGGAUGAUGCAGGUGUGGAACCUCUGGGGGGGACUCAUCUACCUGAUAGCUCCACCCAGAACACAAGUGGAGGGAGUAGAGGUCAUCGUGCAGAUGGCUGUACCUGCACCGUAUUAUAAAUCUGGUGUGACAACAGCUGCUGAUUGGUCACUGCUGCGCACAGCUCCUGCACCCUGGGCAGAGUUGGAGUUUGAAAACAUCGUCCUUACUGUACCAUCAGAUGCUGUUCGGACCCUAGAUCGCCCUGAUGAGUUGGCAGCAUUCUGGGAUGAAAUCAUGAGGGCCAUUGCUGACCUGGCCGUCAUACCACACAAAUUUCGUCGCAAGGAACGUUUUGUAGCUGAUGUACAGAUUGCCUACGGUUGGAUGCAUGCAGGUUAUCCUAUCAUGGUGCACAAACCCGCUGCAAAGGAACUGGUCAACAUUGACUGUGCUAAGAGAGGCAUGUGGGGGCCCAUCCAUGAACUGGGACACAACCAACAGAGAGGCUGCUGGGAAUUCUCACCACACACUACUGAGUGUACAUGCAACCUGUGGUCAGUGUACGUGCAUGAGGAGGUGCUGGGAAUCAACAGGGCAAAGGCUCAUCCAAAUAUGACUGUAGCAAAUCGAAACAAGCGAGCAGAGAAGUAUGCUAAGACAGGGAAAAAAAUUAGCGACUGGAGCAUGUGGGUGGCCUUGGAGACAUACAUGCAGCUCCAGGAAAAGUUUGGCUGGGAUGCCUUUAAGAAGGUGUUUGCUGCCUACCACAAGAUGAGCAGCUUUCCCAAGAACAACAAAGGGAAGAUGAACCUGUACGCUGAGACUUUCUCCCAGGCUGUGGAGAUGAACCUGUGUGGAUUCUUUAAGUCCUGGGGCUGGAACAUUGAAACAGCCACUGAGGAGAAACUCUCCGACCUGCCUCCCUGGAGCGACCACCCCAUGGUCCAGUAUGACUAAACUACUUCAGACUGCUGCAAGUAAAAAAUGUAGAGGCAUGGGUUCAAUAAUAUGGAACCCUAAAAGUCCUGAAAGCUGAUUUUUUUUUUUUAAAUUUUGUGCGCACAAGAUAAUGACGUUGAACAAAUAAGUUAUCAUCUUAUGUGUAUAAGAUAAUAGUAGUACCAUGGGACUUUAGGGGCUCUUUAUUCCAGACACUGAGUAGUUAAUGGGUGGUUGAUUUAACUGACUUUGUUUUCUUUUGUUGCUGAUGUUGUAUUUUUUGCCAUUUUUUUAGUUUCAAAAAGAAACAGGAGAGACAUAGUUGACCAUACAGCUUUUAAAGUGUGCAGGAUUUAGGGGUAUAUAUUGGCAGAAAUGGAUCAUAAUAUUUAUAAUUAUUUUUUCUUUUGUGUAAAAUCACCUAAAACUGAGAAUCCUUAUGUUUUUUGCCAUGUCUUUUCUACAGUAGCCCAAAACAGACAAUCAACACUGUGCACUGAAGGGAAUGUGUAUGUUGCAGAAACAGGACUUCAAAACAAUGGACAUGUUUGACUUUGUAAUUUUGGGCAUGGUACCGCUGUUGUUCACUAGGUGCACACAACGUCCAUGUAAAACAAAAACCCAGAGGCCAUUUAUCAGACACAAUAUUUAACAGGUUUAAACUGAAACUGUACACUUGCUCUGUUCAAUCAUGCAAAAUUUGUCUCUGUGCUGCUGUUGACAGACGUUGCACAAGCUAUUUGCGUGCAGCAACAUGUUUGGAAGAUGUUUAAGGUAGCAUCUUCCAGGUUAAAGGUGAAUCUUGGGCUUCCUGUUCGGGUCAUAUUAACUGUCAUGCUUUUACAGAUGUGUGGAUGAUUCAUGUGAGGGUAAGAUGGUAAUUUCUUUUCCACAUUUAUGGUAAGUGACUCAGGUUGUGUUUAUAAGAUGAAUAAUAUGUUUAUUUGUUUAUGUUGAUAUUUGUCUUUACUUUCUCUGGAAAAGAUUUCAAUAAACAUUCCCUUCACCCUU